AACUUUAUGAUGAUAUAUGGAUUUUUACUAAUUUUGUGACCAUCGAAGUGAGGAAAUGCGGACUAGGGAUUUUAUAGAAUGAAAGAUAUUUUUCAUCCAAAAUUUUUCUCCGUUUCAAAAUACAAAAUUUAUAAAAUAAAGAAACUUCACAUCUGAUGUUUUACUGGAAUAGAAAGCCUGGAUGUCAUGGAAAUAUCGAUCGACGUUGUCAUGCAGUGAGGCUACCGUAGGCCAAAGGUGGUGAGCACCUGACAGUAUCGGUCGCACUAGCAACGUUAAUGCACGCAGUACCUAAACCCUGACUCAUGUAUAAACUCCUCAAAGAAUCCAAUGAAACUUGAAGUGAAAAUAAAAUCUGAAGUCGAAAUAUACUAAGAACUGUCCCUUCUUUAUCGUUCUUUCUGAUAAUGCUGCGUAAAUCUCGUAAUCCCAGUGAAGAAGAUGAAGAGGUGACCCGGCGAGGUAAGCUCGGUGAAUUCAGCAACAAAGUGGAACGAAUGUUUCGUGCAGCUUUUAAAAAAGACUCGAACGUUCCUAGUCAAUCAAAACAAUCACAAAAGUCAAUCGACUCAGACAUUGAAGAGGCCUCAAAUCUGAAGUCGGUAUUAUCCCCAACGAGAAAAACUUCAAAAUCCGUCGAGAGGAGUCAGGCUGUAGACAGUUCUGACAUCUCAGAUUUUGACACAGGCUCUCGAACAAAUCUCGUGAGAAUCGACAAAAUAUCGAAACUGAGUGACGAGAAAAUCGUCAAAGAAGAGGAAAAGUCCAAAUCAACGACACGAAGACUUCGUAAAUUGAAAAGAUCUGAACAUGUCCAUUCGAACGAAUUGGAAUCGAAUUCAAUGGACGUAGUUGCAGAUAUUCACUGUGAAAACCCUAACAAAAAUGCGAAAGAUAAUCUAAAUAGGGUUGAAGAAGACACAAUUGAGAGUUUAUCAGAGCCCGAACUCAAUAAAACACCCCUUAAAGGAGAUUUGAAAAUGCACGAAGAGUCUGCGUUUGACAAUUCAGUGGAUUCAGUGAGAAAACAAAGGAAACGAUGGUCUAAAGAAGCUAGUGUCAUUAAGUUACCUUCAAGAACUUCGUUCUCAUCCACAUCAGCGCGAAGCAGUCCUUGGAGAUCGUUACAAGAUGAAGACACAGUGGUACCAGUCCCAGCUGCUAGAAUAAACAAAAUAAUUAGUUUACAAGGGGAAGACUCUGAUGCAGGUCUUGACAAUGCUGCAUUUGAAUCUGAUAACAACGAUCAUCAAGUCUUGAGGAUCGAAACUAGUUAUGGAGUCGCAGAGGAAACGAAAAUUGAGAUGACGUCGGUGGAAAAUAUUACAGAUUCAUUAGACUCGUCCCCACAGAUUGUAAAAUCAGAAAUCGAAGAAUUUGGAAAAUUCACAAAAACCCAUCGAAAAUUAUCUGUGCAGUCUAAGGAUUCAAAAAUUGGAGAGACUAUUCAUCAAUUGCCGAAGAGAGUCAAAUCAUUUGUAUCGGAAAAUCCGUCAGUCGAUCACUCUGAAGACAGUCUUUCGUCUAAAAUACACAAGAAAAAAGCAAAAUCGAAGACAAGAAUGAGACAUGAGAGGCGUGACAACAGCUCUUCAAGAUCUUAUGAUUCUGGCGAGUACAAUCAGACUGGUGAUUCUGAGCUUUCAUCACCAGAUGUGCCAGCCCUGAGAAAACCUCGUAGAAGAGCAAAGAGACAAACAGCAGGGGAAGAAGUUUCUUCAGAAGGUACAGAGAGAAGUCCAAAAAUUGAAAAAGUAAAACAAAAGAGAAGGUCCCUCUCCACGUCUCGAGAUUCUGAAGAUACAGUGCUUUCAAAUAACAAACAAUCCUCUAAAAAAUCUAAGAAGCCAAGGAAGAAACCGGAAAGAAGAGAAGUGAAAUUUAUUUCCGUGAGAAUUCACAAAGCUGAUAUGUUGGAGGCUGAUUAUGUCACACGACAUCCGAUGGUAAUCGUUCACAUUGUAAAGGCUAACACUGGAGAUUAUUUGAAGCUAGAAGGACCAGAAAUAAGUGGAGGUCAUUUCCUCCAGCCUUUGAUCACUGGAACCUUUGAUUUCAAGGAGAACAAAUCAAUGGUGCCUUAUUGGGAUGAAGAACUGAUAUUCGAACUGGAUUCCGAGACUCUAUUGGGGACUGAAAAGGAUCAAGUACUAAUUUUAUUUGAGGUGGUUGAUUUGCUGAGUUUCGCUGAAGCCAGUCAAAGCUAUGAGCAAUUUGGAGCAGAGAAUUGCUGGUACAAAAUCGCCUGGGCCUUUUUGAAACCCGUGGGACGUGAUGGAAGAUGCCAUCUGGAUAAACAAGUUAGGCUCCAGUUGUACAAACCGAAGAGAUUGAUGCGGAAGAGUAUCAGACACAAGUGCGAGGCUUUCAGUUGGUGGAAAUCUGGAGCUCGUGACAAAUAUUCCAGCUCCCUUUACACUACGAUAACAUCCGUUCCACCGCCCAAACUCGAACCAGUCUUCUACGGACACAUCCCGGUCAACGAUCUGCCAUCACCUCCCUUUCCUCAAAAGUCUGCUAACACUCCGGAGCCCAUCUACCUCCCAAAAUGGAGUCGCUUAGCUGCUCAAUCCUGCAAAAUUCCUAACGACCUCUACUUUCAAACUGAAGUAGCCGAAAAUGGAAGCUUCCACGCUCUCUUCAGCACCACCGGAAUGUAUCUGGCUUCUGUCGUCUCCGAAGAGUACGAUUACCCCAUCAUCAUCCACAAAGUCGACGAACUGAAGGUCUUCAUCAAGUUCACUGGUCACAAAAGCUUCGUUUACUCCUUAGACUGGUCUCCCAACGAUGAUUACCUCCUCUCCGUCUCAUCCGACCAGACUGCCAGAGUCUGGGAUGUCAAGAACCGACUCAUCAAUCAUAUCUUCAUGCUUCCUCAUCCUUCCUACAUUUACUCCGGAAAAUUUCAUCCUUCUUUGCACCUUCAGACGAUUGUAACCGGCUGUUACGACCAUGUUGUCCGAGUCUGGGGCACAUCCUCCUCAUCGUACGAACUCUUGCAAGAACUUGAGGGACACGAAGGCUUCAUCAACUCCAUAUGCUUUCAAAAAAAUGGCACCAUGUUGACUGCUGAUAGCGUUGGAGUGAUCAUUCAUUGGUCAGUCCGGAAAAGUCGGAAAAAAGUGAAUAAAGACUGGAGCAUCUUCAGAAAGAUCAAGAUCAGAGAAGUUGAGGGAGUGCCUAUCAACACAAUUGUACUUCAUCCCUUGGGUUCCCGUUUGUUGGUACAUUCCAGGAAUAAUGGAUUGAGAAUGUUGGAUCUAGCUACUGGCGUUGUACUGCACAAGUAUGAAGGGCUGAAGAACCUCAGAAUCCAAAUAACUGCGAGAAUAUCACCGUGUGGUGGCCUAUUGUUGUGUGGAGGUGAGGAUGGAGUUCUGAAUAUCUGGAGUGUUGAAUCUGGGAAGAAAGUUGCUGUUUAUCACACUCAGCCGAAGAAUCUGCCGGUGACUUCUGUAGAUUAUCAUCCUUAUGAUCAUGUGCUUGUUUACACGACUUUUGGUGCGCCAUCCGGUGCUGUUGUUCUGAGGUUUGAUAAGACUGCUAGUGGUGAUGGAGUGUGCUUGAAGAUGUUGAAUGAGGAGGGUGAAUUGUCUGUUACAUCUGGAUCAGUUAACGGAAAUAAAUUGAAUUCUGGUAGGAGGUUUUCAGGGGAGACUUUGAGAUCGCAGAAGAAUUUUCCAAUGAGAGCAGAAGGUGUGGGAAAUGUGAGGAGAUCGAGUAAUGGGAGUCGUGAGGAUUUGAGAAAGAGAUUGAAAAUAUUUAAUGAAACUGAGGGAGAAUUGAAGACCAGAAGUGCUAAUAGAUUGACAAAUAUCAUAGCAAAGAUUGAUAGAAUUUUGUCAAACAGCUCCAAGUCUAAUUAUGAUGUUGAAGCGAAUAGGUUAGAGGUUCCUGUGGAGGACGUUCCUAUGAGGACAAUACCCUACGUUCCUCCUCUAUUCUCGACAUUUGACGAUCAUUCUAGCGAGUCCAAGUCGACUGAUGUAUUCGAGAUGAUGAGCUUCGAUAGGAAAAACUAUGAAAAAUGUAGAUCGAAGAGUGCCAGGGUAGAAACUACGUUCAAAGCUUCUGAGGAGGAGGUGGGGAGGGCACUUUCGGAUGGCAUUGUCAACUCCAGGGGAAGGACCAGAGAACCUUGGAGAACUGAAAAUCGUGAGAUUAAUAAAGAAAGGUGGCAGGAGGACCGAAGAGAGAGUAGUGGAGGGAGUGGAGGAACUUAUGUAGUUGACAUUGAUGAAAAUCAAGAGGAGAUGCGAGGGGAGAGCGAGAAUUCUGUAAGGAGUGAUGCCACUUUUGUUGUAGAGAAUGAGAGGAUUAAACCACCGGUGCCUAAGCCUCGAAGAAAAUCCGGCCUGACUCAUGAUAUUCGUUGAAUCGAAUUUAUAAUAUAGUAAACUGAAUAUAUUGUACACUGACAGAUGAAAAAAAUUUUUUUUUUAAUAAAAAAACGUAACAAAAAUAUUCGGGAACCCUUAUACCUACACCAUAUUUAUCAGUAGACACCCCAAGAUUUGUAUGUGGCACCCUCUCCCCUCUGGGGUGAGGUACUAGGAUGUUCCUGGUGUCAGUUGACUCCCCAGAACUGAGCCUCUAGUCAAAGAUUGGCUUUCCUUUUUCGGCACAAGUCCAUGGACCUGGCUGCGAUAUUUAAAUAAAAAAACAAAUUUUGGAAACAUUCAAUUUUGAAGAAUUCCACGCUACGUGGGAUGAUUUUGAACCGAAGUCUCGGAUUAGGGGUGCACUAUUAACUCAGUGACUUUCUCAGUUGAAAAUACCGAAAGUAUCAUUUCCUGAAUUGAUAAAUAAAUGAGUUGAUAUUAAAAAAUAUUAAAUGUUAGUAUUCUCUACAUUAUCCUGCGUUGAUAAAAGUAAAAUAAUUAGAAAGCUGCCAAAUUUGUAACGGGAGGGUUGUUUACCCCCUCUGCAAUGGCGUCCACCCCUCAUAAGGGAAGUCUGGACUAAGUGGGGACUGGUACAUGUGCAUUGCAGUGCGAUUGACAGUUUAGACUCUCAAAAAAUUAUUAUGACGGGACCGACGAUAAAUAGUUCCAUGUUAGGAGUAUUUUCAACUGUUUGAUUAGCACUCUUGCAUAAUUAAUAAAAUUAGGGCAAUUUUUGUGGCAUGAAAAUAUAUAAAAUGAUAUCAAUUCAUCAAAUUGUGUCUCUCAGCUACUUUUGCGGAUUUUUAUCUAGUCAGGCAGCCUCUGAGGUGGUUGAACUCAAUGACAAGUUCCUCGAUACUUACAAAGAAGGACGAUGGCUUGUAAUGAUUUGCGCACCUUGGGACACUCAAUGCCAACAAUUGGAGCCAAUCUGGG
Messenger RNA from Diachasmimorpha longicaudata, 5321 nucleotides. Its product is annotated as jouberin-like. Gene Ontology annotation, molecular function: protein binding. Gene Ontology annotation, biological process: motile cilium assembly. Gene Ontology annotation, cellular component: ciliary basal body. The transcript is spliced from 4 exons. Lineage: Eukaryota; Metazoa; Arthropoda; Insecta; Hymenoptera; Braconidae. The record is from RefSeq and is a predicted model, not a curated record. Bases 408 to 4376 code for a protein of 1322 amino acids.